This is a messenger RNA of Mus musculus (house mouse), 2009 nucleotides long. It is a transcript of the gene Erich3, whose product is annotated as glutamate rich 3. Gene Ontology annotation, cellular component: axoneme; cilium; cytoplasm. The transcript has 7 exons. NCBI's taxonomy places the organism in Eukaryota, Metazoa, Chordata, Mammalia, Rodentia, Muridae. The record is from RefSeq and is marked provisional. Bases 187 to 1740 code for a protein of 517 amino acids.
AAGGCUUCCUGAGGUGCCCAUCUCAUCUCAGGAAUGAGCUUACCCAAAACACCAGAGAACUCACAGGUCUUGGCCUAAACCUCUCUGUGUCCUCCGGGGUUAGCUUAGCCCUUGGGGUUGGGCAUACUCAAAGCCUGCUGGGUAGAACUUCCUUCCCCAUAGACAGUGCUUCAAUGGGUCCUCUCCAUGUUUGCCAAGGGAAAGAAGGCAAUGAUGAAAUUCAGGAACUACAUGGACCAUUCCCAGAAGGAGGAUCUCUACCAACUCCCACACAUUAACAGUUACCACACACCUGUUCCUCCAACACCGCAGCCCCAAGCAGGAAAGAACUUCAGGGAUAAGAGGUUGGAAUCUUGGAGGAGGAAGAGGCUGCGUCCCAUCACGGCUCCCAAUGGCCUUGAGCCUCUCUUUGCCAAGGAUCCUGGAAGGAUUUAUAAAACAGCGCCGCAUAGCAAUGCAGUUAUCACAAUGGUCUAUUUUGGGAAAAAUGUGCACCUAUCUUAUGAUGACAUAGACUUCCGAGAUGAAAUCAAGAUUUACCAACAGCACUGUGGAGGAGAGAACCUUUGUGUCUACAAAGGGAAACUGCUUGAGAAAGACACCUUUCAGUUUAUCUCCAAGCGUCACCACGGCUUCCCCUUCAGCCUCACCUUCUUUCUGAACGGGAUUCAGGUGAACAGGAUCAGCUCCUGCUGCGAGUUCAAGCACCGUAGAAGCACCCGCCUAGGAGGCAAGAGAGGCUACUUCGGGUUCGUGUGUGUGGAGAAGGCAUCUCCUUGCUACAGGUGCAUUAUUGCAAUGGGCCUUGACAGAAAACCAUCUUCAACGAAACCUAAGAAGGAAAAGAUUACUGAGAAAAAGGAGGAGCCACCAAACAAGAGUCAGGGAAAACUGAGGAAGGACAGAAUGAAUGCACCAUCGAAAAGGAACGAGAUGGAGAGGAAAGAGUCUUGUGUCUCAGCUGCAUUUUCAGCUGAGGAAAUAAAAUUAGGGGUCAAAGAAGUGAGGACGGCUAUUGAGGAAAUGGAAUGGAAGGGGAAGUCAGGACGAGACGUCUGGGAAGAGGACCAGGACAACGCUGUUAAAUACGACUAUGAAGAAGAUUUUGAGGUAGAUGAUGAAAAACAAGACGAGAAGGUGGAUGAAGAUGAGGACCAGGCUGAUGACCAGAUGAGUGGAGGAUCCAAGACACCCACCGAAAGUGAAAAAGACAACCGGAACCCCGAAAAGAAAAUUGAAACCUCUUCAGAGAAGGCCCAUGACAGUGAGAAUGAGGAUACUGGAUGCUCGGACAGCGAAGAGGAUGACAGACAAGAUGUUAAAACCAUGUCAUCAAUCUCAUCUAGAAGUCACCCCUACUCUAGCGAAAGUGAAGACGAUUCUACAGAGGUGGGCGGGGAAGCCGACUCUGUCAGCGAAGAGGGAAGCUCCAGAAGUUCCUCUUCUCAGGAUCUGCGGGAAAAUGAUGACCCAGGAAAACCACACUUUCCAAUCGAGAAGUACUUGGAAACUGAGAUCGAAGAGCAAGAAAUCACCGAGGGGCAUAACGGACCUUGGUUGACCGAGCUCAGCGGUAUGCAUGUUACUGAGGGAAAACCAACUAUGGGAAUCCAAGCUUUAUCGGAGAGUGAACACAAGGAGCCUAGGCGGGUGGCUUCUUCAGAGGUGAGGGCUAAGAGUCAGCUCCAGAAGGAAGCAGGCCUCCCUGGGGUGGAAGAAGAGGGUAAGUACAGCCCAUGAGGUGACAUGCCGCUGUACCUGUGCAUGGAAGCUGAUUUGGUCAUUGCUACUGCCAGAGCAAUCGGCUGGAUGAUUCUGGAAGGAUUCUUUAUUUCCCUUUCUUCUUGUCACAGAAUUACACAUGUAUUUUCAGCUUGCUAUUUCCCUUCUAUUGCAUUUUAAAAAUCACUUCGUCAUUCUUAAAUAGCUUGUUUCCUAUUUUCUGUAAAUUCCUUCCUAUGAUAAUUCUAUCUCAAGAAUCAAAUAAAACGCAAUGCAUGUAUGAAGUC